AUGUUAAAGAAUAUCCGGUUUGCGUUCAAUUCAAUAGCAGAAUCAAAUGCUAUUCGAAUCAAUAGAUUAAAUAGAAGUAUUUUAUUGCCAAAUAGAAUUUGUACAAAUAUUCACAGAUGUAAGAAAACAGAUCCAUCAGCACUAUCCUCGUUGUUUAAGCCUGUGCCUGUUGAAAUUAGAUUAUCGCAAGAUGAUAUUAAUGUGGGAGCAGAGAUUACAGGUGUUUCAGUCGACAAAUCCGAAAUUAUGAAAAUUCUCAAUAAAUUUGCACAAAGACGGGAAAUAAGAAUGUUGUGCCUUGAAAAUGGACUUGACAACGUCCUACAACAGCAAGCAUUCGCUAGUUUCCGUCGAUAUUGUCGAGAUACAGAAAAUCUUCCAGUAGAUCUGCAUAUUGUAUUUAGUGAUAUAUUCCAAAAUGCUGGGCAUGUCGAUGAUAUAUUUCCAUACUUCCUUAGACAUGCAAAGCAAAUUUUUCCACAUCUUGACUGUAUGGACGAUUUAAAGAAGAUUUCAGAUUUGAGAGAACCGGCAAAUUGGUAUCCAGCAGCAAGAGCUAUAAACAGAAAGAUCGUUUUCCAUGCAGGACCUACGAAUUCAGGCAAGACAUAUCAUGCAAUGGAAAGAUUUUUAUCAGCUAAAUCUGGUGUUUAUUGUGGCCCAUUAAAACUUUUGGCUACAGAAGUUUAUCAUAAAAGCAACAAGAGAGGAACUCCUUGUGAUCUAGUGACUGGAGAAGAGCGCAGCUUUGCAAUAAACGCAGACACACCAGCAGCACAUGUUGCCUGUACUGUAGAAAUGACUUCCUUAACUAUGCCUUACGAAAUUGCAAUUAUUGAUGAAAUCCAACAAAUCAAAGAUCCACAAAGAGGCUGGGCAUGGACAAGAGCCUUACUUGGACUGAUUGCUGAAGAAAUUCACGUUUGUGGUGAGGCUGGAUCUUAUGAAUUACUUAAAAGGUUGUGUGAAACGACUGGAGAGGAACUAGAAGUGCGACAUUAUAAAAGACUUACAGAGUUGACUGUGGAAAAUAAAGCUCUGACGUCACUCAAUAAUGUACAGCCUGGAGAUUGUAUUGUAUGCUUUAGUAAGAAUGACAUUUACACAGUAUCGAAAGAAAUUGAAGCUCGAGGAAAGGAAGUGGCAGUAAUUUAUGGAACUUUACCACCAGGCACAAAAUUAGCACAAGCAGCCAAAUUUAAUGAUCCAAAUAAUAGCUGUAAAAUUAUGGUAGCAACAGAUGCCAUUGGCAUGGGCUUAAAUUUAAGUAUUCGUCGAAUAAUUUUUUAUUCCCUCAUAAAACCGUCAAUGAAUGAAAAAGGCGAGCGUGAAAUGGACACAAUUUCUAUAUCGUCAGCAUUACAAAUUGCAGGGCGUGCUGGAAGGUACGGAACUCAGUGGGAAGAAGGAUUUGUGACUACUUUUAGACCAGAAGAUUUGCAUACAUUAACUGGACUGUUGAAAAAGAAUCCUGAGCCAUUGACACAAGCUGGACUUCAUCCAACGGCUGAUCAAAUUGAACUUUAUGCUUAUCAUCUGCCUAAUUCUACUUUGAGUAAUUUAAUGGACAUUUUCGUAACAAUGAGUACAGUUGAUGAAGGACUAUACUUCAUGUGCAAUACAGAAGACUUUAAAUUCUUAGCAGAAAUGAUUCAGCAUGUGCCACUAGCAUUAAGAGCUCGAUAUAUAUUUUGCUGUGCACCAAUCAAUAGAAAAAUGCCUUUUGUGUGUUCAAUGUUCUUAAAGUUCGCUAGACAAUACAGCCGUAAUGAACCAGUUACAUUUAAUUGGCUAUGCACACAAACUGGCUGGCCUUUUUCAUUGCCUCGAACAAUCCUCGAUUUAGUUCAUUUGGAAGCUGUUUUUGAUGUGCUGGAUCUUUAUUUGUGGUUUAGUUAUCGCUUUAUGGACGUUUUUCCAGAAGCAAUUUUAGUUCGUGACAUACAGAAAGAAUUGGACGAGAUUAUUCAACAAGGAGUCAUUCAGAUCACAAAAUUAUUGCAGAAUUCAGAAUCAGCAAUUUCAUCGAAUCAGCCGGAUGAAGAUUCAUUUGUUUUGAGCCAAAAUAAGGAACAUGCUAUUAGAGACAACAAAUUUUCAAGUCCAUUACGAGGACGAUUAACCGAAAGACUGCUUGCUCAAGGACUUUUAACUCCAGCUAUGCUACAGGAAUUAAAGAAAGAAUGGAAUGCAAAUAACACGAAUAAUUCAAGCCAUAGUGACGAUGAUGACGAUUCGCCGUUCUCGAAAAAGCAUCGACGGAGAAAAUUUAAAAAGUUUUAG
Chironomus riparius is the source of this 2283-nucleotide messenger RNA. NCBI's taxonomy places the organism in Eukaryota, Metazoa, Arthropoda, Insecta, Diptera, Chironomidae. The record is from the annotation of a GenBank genome assembly.